This is a messenger RNA of Exophiala xenobiotica, 2673 nucleotides long. RefSeq lists its product as uncharacterized. Bases 1 to 2673 code for a protein of 890 amino acids. The transcript is spliced from 2 exons. Lineage: Eukaryota; Fungi; Ascomycota; Eurotiomycetes; Chaetothyriales; Herpotrichiellaceae. Gene Ontology annotation, molecular function: serine-type peptidase activity. The record is from RefSeq and is a predicted model, not a curated record. Gene Ontology annotation, biological process: proteolysis.
AUGGGGCUGGGCAUUGUGUCCCAAUUGAUCCUGUUUGCGGUUAUACAAUUACACAGCUAUGUCAUAGGCUCCGCGCCUCAGGAGGUCCUCCAGGACCAUGCCCUCCUGACUAAUGGUUGCAUAGAAUUCACAGGUAGCUGGAGUGUGCUCGGACCGUUCAGGAUUGGAACGCGAGAAGCAAUAUGGGGUGCCGAUCCGGUAGAGCAAUAUGGAGGCGUCAGGCAACUCGAUGACAAUGAUGCGACAUCUUACCAUAGUCCACUUGCCAGAAACGCGACAGUACAAUGGGAUAGCCGAUCUUUCUCACCUGCUGCUUCAGAAACCGCAACCUCAGUCGAACUGGUCGUCGAAUUUCUAGAUAUCGACUGGGUGUUUGCCCAGAAAAUCUAUGGGUGGUCCGCAUUCCAAUACCAGGCGUGGCUGAGAGGCGGUAUCUGGAACCAUGACAACAUCCAUCGCAGAGUGGCUCUGUACCCAGCAGGCAUCCUUGAACUUUGGAUCGGCGACAUUCACGUCUUUGGAGGCGACUUCUAUACGUUUGGCAACGCUCCGCUGGUGGUCGAUCUCCAUCCUGGCCUGAACAUGCUGAAUGUCCGCCUUGUACGUGACGUCCGGUCAAUGGGCGGCUCGUUCCCACCAAAAUGCCAUGCCAUACUUCGAGCCGAGGUCGCUGCUGAACCUAUCGAGGUCGUCCAUGACAGCAUUUUGCUACCAGACGUAGUAAGAGACCAAUUCGUGACCCGAUAUGCUAGCGUGGUGGUCAGAAGCCAAGCCAAUUCCUGGAUCAACAUUAGUGGAAUAUUUGUCAAUUUCAGUGGCAAGCAACUUGCCGUAAUGGACCGAUGGGUCUUACUUGCUCCAGGUCAAUCACGUCCCCUGAAAAUGGAGUUCGACUUUCCAAGGGUGUUGACGAAAACCAUAACAUUUACCCUCAACUAUGCACUCGCUGGGCAGCGCCUACACAGCAUAGCAUUCGAGGCUCAGUUGAGUCAUACUGACCCGUCAUCUCUGCAGAAGAUGACGUUUCUUCAUACAAGUGGUGCCGUAUCCUAUGCAACAUUGAGACCUCCGCCCAUGGGCCUUUCGAUUGAGCGAAACAUGCCAGUGCUGUUGAAUCUUCAUGGUGCAGGAGUAGAUGCGGAUGGCGAUCUGGCGCGGCACAUGUUUGAUGAUACGCCUGAACUCCCGGCAUGGAUUCUUACUCCAACAGGGAUGACUCCAUGGAGCGGUGACGAUUGGCACACAUGGGGUUUUGCGGACGCUCAAGCUGCAGUAUCUGCCAUCCCAAACUGGAUCAACUCGACGGGUUGGGAAGGACCAGGUCUUUAUUCUGACAAAACCUUGGUUGUAGGUCAUUCAAAUGGUGGACAAGGUACCUGGUACUUCGCUUCGCAUCAGCCAGAUCGUGUCCUUGGUGCCGCAGCGGCUUCCGGAUAUUCGUCUAUCGAAAACUAUGUCCCAUACUUGUACUGGAAUGAGGCAGAUCCACUUCAGAGUGCCGUCCUCAACAUUGCAAGGAGCAACUAUCGUCAUGAGCUGCUGGCGAAAAACUUUGUGGGUUUACCUAUUUUUCAACAGCAUGGCUCUGCAGAUGAUAACGUUCCAACUUAUCAUUCUCGCUUGAUGAACACGUUGCUAGCUGAGGCUGGUAAUGCAGCCGAGUACGCUGAAAUGCUCGACAGAGGCCACUGGACUGACGGAACGAUGACCACUCCUUCAAUGAUAGACUUCUACUCGAGCCAUCUGGAGGUUUCAGAUGAUAAAUUGAGUGUGCCGGAUGAAUUUGUGUUCAUUGUGCCGAAUUCGGAUGAUGUCGGUUCCAGGUAUAGCAUUGUCGUCGAUCAACUGCUCUCCCCGGACAGGUUAGGGCAUAUCAAGGUCUGCGUAAUGCGGAACGGGUCUGCCACUCGUUGGCACUUGAGAACGCAUAACAUACGUCGCUUACGUUUUGACCCAACUAUCCAGAUUCGCCAUCGACCUGAAGAAGUUCUGCUUGAUGAUGUGCCCCAUGUCUUCGAUGUUCGACAUCCGACAAAUUUGAGGUCACUCGUACUCAUGGACUCCGACACAUGGACAUGGGAUGUGUCUCUCGACUGGAGGAAUUUGAACCAGCGAUAUGGUCGCCAAAGAGGUGCUCUAGACUCAAUCCUCCGAAGUGUGGCCGCCUUUGAGAUUGUGUAUUGUUCCAACGAAAGCCUUCCUCUCGCAGUGCAGGCAAGUCGGAAUCUUUUGCAGUAUUUUGGAGCCGAUUCGAACAUUGGCUCUCGGGAUGCAUACAAAGAUGCACUGUCAAGAGACGGCAAUAUCAUCACCAUCAGUCUCAGCAAAUCAUUACCGUCAGCUCAAUUCCCUUUGUUCCCAAUUCAGGUGGAGGAGGACAGGUUGCUGUUGAUGACAAAACGCUCCCAGUCCAUCUCCAUUCCCCUAAAACCAGGGAUGGGCGGAGUGUGGUUACGUCCUCUUCCUGAUGAACGACUAGAACUUGUUGUCUGGGGCUGUGACAACAUUGGUCUGCAACAGGCGGCAAGGCUAAUCCCCACAUUGACCGGAGCUGGACAGCCAGACUUUGUCAUAUUGGACAAUGAAGCAAGAUGGAAGGGUCAUGGAGGUGCUAUCGCCAUGGGAUUUUUUGACUUCAAUUGGAGAAUCUCCUCUGCUUCUUACCUUCCAUAG